Messenger RNA from Dermatophagoides pteronyssinus (European house dust mite), 3626 nucleotides. Its product is annotated as putative glutamate receptor. The record is from RefSeq and is a predicted model, not a curated record. Gene Ontology annotation, cellular component: membrane. Gene Ontology annotation, molecular function: ligand-gated monoatomic ion channel activity. NCBI's taxonomy places the organism in Eukaryota, Metazoa, Arthropoda, Arachnida, Sarcoptiformes, Pyroglyphidae.
AUGGAUUCUCCAUUUCGAUCAACAUUUAAUAUUCGUAAUCGUUUGAUCAAAAUUGAUUGUCCAUUUAAACUUUAUACAAACCUUACGUCGAAUGAAUUAUAUUCAAAUCUAUCAUAUCGAAUGAAUCCAAUGAAUCGUUAUCGAAAUAUUUUCAAUCAAUGGUUAACAGAAUUAUCGUUGACAACGGAUAAAAGAUUUCGAUUGAUAAUUGUUUUGACUGAUUCGUUGGGAACAAUUACAAAUACUAUACAUUUACGACCAAUUUGGUAUGGUUGUCAACAAUUUGACGGGGUUUUUUUACCUGAAUAUUCUGAUGAUUUUAAAAAAUUAAAUCAAUCAUUAUGGAAAUGUAAUCUUAACCAAACAAUGUUGACUAUUUCGAUUAAUAAUUUUACACCACUUUCCGAUCUUGCAAUGUGUGGCGUAUCAUUGAAUGAAGAUCGAUCAAAAGUCGUAGAAUUUACAUAUUUUACAGUGAUUGAUGAAUUAACAUUUAUAACAACAUUUCCAAUGGAUUCUGAAAUACAAAAAUGGAUUUUUCUUCAACCAUUUCAAACACCAGUUUGGCUGGCAAUCGUGUUUUCAUUUGUAAUCAUUUUAUUAUUGAUUUUUUCAAUUUCAAAAUUAUCAAUUAUCGAUCAAUCAAAACAACAAUCAUUAUCAUCAAUUACAAUAAACUUAUUGGCAAUAUUUUUAAGUAAAAGUUUAACAAAGAAAAUACCAAAAUCAUUUAAAUAUCGUAUAUUAUAUCUAUCAUUUAUGUUGGCAAUGAUUGUAUUAAUACCAACAUAUUGUGGUUCAUAUUAUUCAUCAUUAGCUAUUGUACAAUAUCAAAAACCAAUUGAAACAAUUAAUCAAUUGAUUAAAAUUGCUCAAAAUAAUGAUGAUAAUAGUUAUAAUAUAAUAACAUUACAAUUUAGUUCAUAUUUAGAAUUAUUUAUUGAUGCUGAUCCAAAUUCCGGUUCGACAUUUAUAAUCGGUCAACAUAUGAAUCGAACUCAUUCAAAAAUGGCCAAAAAUAUUGAACAAGGAAUCCAAAUAGUACAGAAUAAUUCGAAUGAAAAAAAUUUCAUUUAUAUUGAUUUAAGAAUGCCAUUAGAAAUAUCAAGAAAAUUAUUUGCCGAAAUACCAUUAUACAUUAGUAAUGAUAGAUUUGGUUCAAAUUUGAUUGCAUUUGCAUUUCCAAAACAAUCGCCAUUAUAUCGUUCGUUUGAUUUUUAUAUAAAAAUUUCCUAUGAAAUCGGUCUACAUGAACAUUGGUAUCGACAAAUUUUUCGCAAUAUUCCAGCUAAAAAUCAACAAGUAUAUGAUUUUAUCCGAUCAUAUGGUAAUGGUGAUCAAAGUUUAUGGAAUUAUUUACAACAAAUAUGUCAUAAAGAAGAUUUAUUCGAAUUACAAAUGAUGAAAAUUAUUCUUAUUGAAAAUAUUCAUACGAUGAACGAUUCUAUCGAUAUGAAUAAUCGUUUACGUAAUCGAUUAGAAUAUGAUUUUGAUUGUCCAUUCGAUUUGUUCGUUAUUGAUAAAAAACCAGAAAAUUUUUAUACAAAUUUCCGUGAAAAAACGAAUUAUCGUGAUCUUAAUUUAUUAAUAAUUUUUGAUCUUCCGGAUACAAUAACCGAAAAUGAAAUCGAAUCAUAUCUUAACAGUUCAAUAAAAAUUUUACAAAUAUUCUAUGAUCAAUGUUAUAGUUGUGAACCAUAUAUGUUGGCUUUUAUAACUGAUAAUCAACAAUUUAAUCUAACAAAUUGUUUAUAUCAAUCAUUAUCUAAAUCAAUCCGAAGAUUGGAUAGAAAUUUUCGUCUAAAAAUUAUUGCUGGCAAUCGUAAUCCGAAAACAAUGACAACAACUAUUCAUUUACGACCAGUUUUUGAUGGUUGUCGAAUGACAAAUUCUGUUUAUAUACCACAAAAUGAUGAAGAUUUUUUACGAAUUAAAACAUCAUAUUUAAAAUGUAAUCUUAAAAAACAAUCAUUAAAUGUUGUCGUCAAUAAUUUUAAUCCACUUUGUAAUUUAAUUAAAUAUCCUUAUCUUCAUUUAUCAUCCACAUCAAUUGAUCGAUAUUUUAUUGAUCUUUUAGCUGUACGAAUGAAUUUUACCUAUAAUUUUAUUGAUGGUAAACAAAAUUGGGGACAUUUAAUCGGUCCAAAUCAAUGGACAGGAUCAAUUGGUCAUAUUAUUAAUGGUACUGCCGAUAUUGGUAUAUGUGGAAUAUCGAUUUCCUAUGCAAGAGCAAUGGCCAUUCAUUUUACAAUGAUUACAUUGAAUGAUGAAUUAGGAUUUAUAACACAAUUUCCUGCAGAAAAACCACGAAUGUGGCUUUUUAUCAAACCAUUUGAAAUGAUAUUAUGGUUAACAAUUUUAUUAUCAUUUUUCACAAUUCUUAUUGUACUUUAUUUGACAAAAAAAUUUGCCGAUUUAACAAAACAAAAAAUUCAAUCAUUUUCAACAAUAUCAAUGAAUCUUUAUGCAAUUUUAUUGGGAAAAAGUAUUGAUACAGCUUCUAUUGUGGAACAAAAUCGUAUUCGUAUUAUUUUUUUAUCAUUAAUAUUAACAAUGAUUGUUUUAUCACCAGCAUAUUGUGCAUCAUUUUAUUCAAUAUUAACAAUACCGGAAUAUGAACGGCCAAUGGAUACAACCAAUGAUAUAUUAAAAGCAGCACAAGAUGAUUAUUUUAAAAUUAUUUGUUUAAAAUUUAGUUCAUAUUAUGAUACGUUUGUUGAUUCACCUAAAGAUUUAACAACAUUAUAUAUGAUUGGUCAACAUUUAAAACGAAGUAAAGAAAAAAUGACCGAAAGUAUUGAAGAAGGUAUCGAUAUUGUACAAAAUGAUCCCAAUGGUCGUUAUAUUUAUAUUGAUUCCAAAUUAACAUUAUUAUUAUCGAAAUUAAUUGCCAAAAAACCAUUACAUGUUGGACAGGGUUCAUUUGGUAUUGAUUUUAUAUCGGUUGCACUUGCAAAACAUUCACCAUUUGGUAAUGUUAUUGAUCAUUAUGUACAAAUAUUAUAUGAAUCAAAUUUAAGUCAAGCAUGGUUCUAUAAAAUUGUAAUGGAAAUUGAAAAAUAUCAUUCAUUAUUGGAAUUAUCAUCAUCAAAAACAUUGGUUGAUAAUGGUGUAAAAUUAAUACAUGUAUAUUCAAUAUUUAUAUUAUUUUUCAUUGGAAAUUUAUGUUCGAUAUUCGUAUUUUUGGCGGAAAUUUCUUAUAGAAAAAUUAUUUCAAUUAAAACAUCUUGGCAACAUUUUUAAAUGAUGACUUAAAUUCAAAACGAAUUGUCACUUGAUUGAAACCAACGAUAUAUAUAUAGCCAACUAUUUCUGGAACAAUCUAUACACGAAAACACACGCCGUAUGUAUAUAUUGAUCAAACAAUAAUGCCACAUUUGUGACCGAGCAUUCGUAUUCGAUCUUUUUUUUUAUUAUUUUGUUUUGUUUGUGUAACCGAAUUAUUUAUUACUGCACAAUCGUGAUGUCAUUUUUUUUCUCGUGUAUCGUCAUUCGAUUAUUACUGGGCAUCCCAAUCAAGCUAUAGCCUACUAAAUCCAUCCACGUUUUCAAAGUUGAUCGAAUAGCUGUGGAAACAGAAAUAAAAGGAAAAAAAUCAAACAUGGACAAAUCAUCAUUAUUACCAA